Messenger RNA from Chara braunii, 2154 nucleotides. NCBI's taxonomy places the organism in Eukaryota, Viridiplantae, Streptophyta, Charophyceae, Charales, Characeae. The record is from the annotation of a GenBank genome assembly.
CGAUCCAGAUCGCGAUCAUCAGACAGACCUGCAGAGAAAAAGCUGCGACGACGGCGCUGUUCGAAUACAACGAGGAGUCGAAAAGAGUGGGGGGAGUCACUGACUAGCUCCGAUUGGCGUCGGGACAUUGCAGGCUACCUCAGAUUGGCGGGAAAUUGCAGGGUACCUUCGAUUGGCGGGAAAUUGGAGGCUUACCUCCAAUUGGCGGGAAAAAUUGCUGGGUGGAACUGAAAAGCCAUAAUCAUCCCGCGCGUUCUGUUUGCGGACGCGGAGCGGUGGCGCUAUUGGCGGGAAAUUGCAGGCUAUCCCGCGCUUUCUGUUCGUGGAUGCCGAUCGCCCACGUGGCGCCACGUGGCGCGACGACGACCGACGCGCUAUUGAUUGACGGGACAUUGCCGGCUAUCCCGCGCUUUCUGUUUGUGGAUGCCGAUCUCCCACUUGGCGCCACGUGGCGCGACGACCACCGACGACCGACGACCGACAUCGUCGUUGUAACGGCGAUUUGCCACGUGGCAGGUCAUCAUGACGAUGAUGAUGAUGAUGAUGAUGAAGACUCGGUGUGCGAGCAGGAGGGUUUUGAUCGGGCAGGGUUCUAAUCAGUUUGCCAGAAGUAAUUGGUUGUGGAGGUGGUCCUCCACGUCCUCCUGCAGUGAGCUGCCUCCUCCUUUUUGUACGGAUGGAUGCCCUCACUCCUCAUUGGCGAUGGUGGCUGUUGAUGACUCUGGAGCAAUCUCCUCGUCGUCGCCCUCCUUAUCGUUGCCGCUGGUGCAGCCGCGUGGCACUGGCAGAUCGAUUGCCACGUGGCUCUCAUGGAGCCCGGGGAAACGUUUCGCCGGCUAUGGCCGUCAAUCAGAGGCAGAGUGGAAAUCAUCAACGUCUGCCACGUGGCAGUCGCGGGCGAUCGUCGAUUACCACUCGAGAAGAAGAUCCACGCCGUCGGGAUUAACGGCCACGUGGCAGCAGGCAAAGCGCGCCAAUGUCGUCGAUGGCACACGUGGGAUGACCAAAUUCGCCUCUGGGUUUUCUUAUCCGGCGCCGAAACGUCUGGAGUCGAUCAUGAAUCUGGACACCUUUGCCCAUGCCACUCCUGAACAAAUCACAAGAAUAUGGAAUGACCAUCAUAUUGGCAGGGGCCAUAUCAGCGGGUCGGCCCUUUCUGUCUUGUUGGGGCCGCUGUUCCGGCUUAUGUUCCCACUGGGGUUCGGGCUUGUGUGCACGUCCCGCAUGCUGAUGCGGUCUGGAACAGUGAAGCCUGGCCCUACUCCUGCAGAGCAGGCAGAGAUAGAUCGUAAGUUGGCAGAGAAGAAAAAGAAGAGAGAAGCCAAGAAAAAACAGAAAGAAGAAGAAGUCAAGAGGAAGAUGAAAGAGAAGAUGGAAAGAGAGUUGGAAGAAGAGUUGAAGAGUAUAGAAGAAGAAGAAGAAGAAGAAGAAGAAGAAGAAGAACAGGAAGAAGGAGAAGUUUUGGAAAGACGUCGUCGCCAAGACAUUCCGGAAAGCAGCACAACGACCCGCCUUCCCGUUGAACAGCUGGACUGGGGCAGCCGGUACUACUACUCCAGCGAACCAUUAAAGGAAACUGAUGAAGAACGAGAUACGUUCAUCGCCAAGUUGGCCACUGUUAUAGAUGCUGUUGAACGAAAUCUGAUGCUGGAAGAGAAAAGGUCUGAACUAAAUCGCAGGCUGUUGGCCGCUAGGCGGCAAGAAGUAGAAGAGAAAAAGAAGUUGCAUGCGGAGGGGGAGAAAUUGCAGAAAGCUUUAGAAGCGCAAAAGGAAACACAGAUGCCUCAUUUGCUCUUCACAGGGCUAGAGGACUUCAAACAAAGGGGCGGAGAUGCAUCGCCUUAUCUGACGGCAACUCACUACACUGAGCUGGUGCCCACCAAAGGAGUUGUGCUCAUCCGCGGCGACGUUGUGCUUGCUGGCAAACUUAGUGAUAAGGAGGGACGCGAUCUCCUCCAGGCAGCCCAUUCGUACUACUUGGAUGAUGAUCGCUAUCAAAAGGUGUACUUGUUCAACAAGAAGAGCAGAGAAUUUGACUUCAAAGAUGUGCUCAAAGAUUUGAACAUGCCACUUCCUCCAUGACGUCAUCGUCAUCGUCAUCGUCGUCGUCGUAAUUUGACUUCAAAGAAACAAAGGAUCUUGGUCUCCACACGC